AUGAUUGUAUCUUCAACUCCUCUCGUAUCUCCAGGUGUUGAUUACGGUUUCACAUAUUUCUUCUUUUCGUCUGUUUUCUUUUUAUUUUCCUUCAUUCAUUCAUUCUUUCUUCGUUCUAAUUAUCAUUCUUCCUUCUUGGUUUCCCUUUAUAAUUCUUUCUCUUUUCAUUCUUUUUUUUUUACUUCCUUCUUUCCGUUUCGUCGUUACUCCCCACCUUUCAUCUUUCUUCUACCUUUUUUUUCAUACCUUUAUUUUAAAUUUGGCUUUUCUUUCUUUAUUCAGCCCCAUUUUCCUUUUCUUCGUUCUUUAUCUGCAUAUAUCAUUCUUUCCACUUCGGGUUUUAUCUUCUUUAUAAUUUUUUCUCUUUCUUUAACUUCUUUCUCACUUCACUUAUUUCUUCUCUUCUUUCUCCGUUUAUUUUUUCUUUUACCUUCAUUCCUUAUUCCUUCAGAUACGUCCUUUGCUUUAUUAUUCCUAUCAAUUUAUUAUUCUUUCCAAUUUCUUUUUAUUUUUCUCCUUCCAUUCUUUCCUUACCUCCUUUAA
Messenger RNA from Acanthosepion pharaonis, 543 nucleotides. The record is from the annotation of a GenBank genome assembly. Lineage: Eukaryota; Metazoa; Mollusca; Cephalopoda; Sepiida; Sepiidae.